Messenger RNA from Rhopilema esculentum, 7059 nucleotides. The record is from RefSeq and is a predicted model, not a curated record. Lineage: Eukaryota; Metazoa; Cnidaria; Scyphozoa; Rhizostomeae; Rhizostomatidae.
UGAGAGCAUUAAAACCUUAUGCACCCGCAAGGACAUAACCAUCAAACCCACGGACAAAAGGGGGGGGGGCCUUUGUCGCAUGGUCUAUAGAAGCUUACCUUAAGGAAGCUAACUAUCAGCUGUCCAACCCCCUCCACUACCGUAAACUAGAAUAUGAUGGAACACAGCUGCUAUCCACCCAGACCACAACGUUCUUAACACACCUACUAGGUCGGAAUCUUCUCACACAGCAAUGCUAUGAUUUCCUUGAACCAAGCCCCCAUCCCACACCCCAGAAUUCUACCUUUUACCAAAAAUACACAAACCAAAGAUUAACAACCUCAUACCGGGCAGACCAACAAUCUGGGGGUGCGGCUCACCCACUGAUAAAAUCUCCAAAUUUCUGGACCAUUUCUUAAAACCAAUUUGUUAAAACUAUACCCUCAUACGUCAAAGACACCAAUCAUUUUCUCCUAAUUAUGUUUAGAGAGAGACAGAAUUUUCCACCGGGCAUAAUCCUGUGUAUCCUGGAUGCUAAAUCCCUCUAUACCAAUAUACCACAGGAUGAGGGCAUUCUACACUGCAUAAUGGAAUUAAUUGAUUUUUAUGCCACUGGACUACCUCUACCAGCCACACACCUACAACAAAUGUUUGAGUUUAUAUUAAAAGGAAAUUAUUUCUCCUUCAAUGGACAGCCAUAUUUACAGACACAUGGCACUGCCAUGGGUACCCCUUUUGCCCCAAGCUUUGCAAACAUCUUUAUGUCUGUUAUUGAACAAAAUAUCCUCUCCACAGCCCCCGAGGGGAAGAAACCUCUACUCUGGAAACGAUUUAUCGAUGAUAUAUUCAUGAUAUGGCAAUAUGAUGAAGCUUCCCUCACUGAAUUCCUUGCUCAUACCAAUAAUGUGCACAACACGAUUAAAUUUGAAGCACAACAAUCUAGAGCAAAAAUAAAUUUCCUUGACACCAUAAUUUAUCUUAACAAGAACAGUGGACUCCUGGAAAGCACCCUAUUCGUGAAGCCCACUGAUAUAUGCAACCUUCUACAUACUUAAUUCUUCUACUCCACCCACCUUUGAUCACAGACAACAAUGAACUCCACAAACAUCUCAAAACGCUUCGAAAAAAUCUAAUCAUAAGAGGUUAUGAAUCUCAGGAUAUCGCCACCGAAUUUAGUAAACUGACAUAUGUCACCCAAAACGAGCUCCUCUUCCCAGGAAACCCCACCAACAAUGAAACCACCCCUCAGUACCUAAACUUCGAACCCCCUCCACCAAAACCACAGGCUCUUCCUUUUGUUAUCCCAUUCAACAUAAAAACUAUAAAUAUAGGUUCCGUCCUUACUAAUUAUUGGCACUUGAUCUCAGCUGAUUCUUAUCUUAAACAAAUAUGGAAUGACACCGGUUCUAGCCCUCACCAGAAGGCCUAACCUCAAAGAUCAAUUGGUACACACUAAAUAGGCCAUUAAGACAAAGCCGCUUCUCGAAGCAUCAUGCGCCUUUAACUUGACAGUAUAUAAAUAUUACACUAGAGGCACAGUUACAUCUAAGGUACGGCAUCCACUGAUUAUCAUAUUUUCACUCUUAUUGCUUAUAUAUUUAUUUUGCAACCGUGAUCCUGGAUGCAGGAUUGCAAGGGGCGCCAACGAGAAACGGACAUACCGAAUUAAAGCCCCGAAAUGUCCCUCGUGGGUUUCUGGCUGAUGAGUUGUUUUUUUAUCAUUUCCUGCCCAUUUUCAAGCUCACUGCCUAAACAUACAAGGGGCACACACAACCACCCCCCCCCCCAUCUGGGUUUGAGGCUGUAACCAGGUGGUAGUGACCACUCCUUAUCUCCUUUUUUCUCAUUUCUCCAUUUUGGAUUUUACAAUUUUACUCACACAUUGGUUUUUUAGGUUUUACCUUCUAUACCUAUAAAAGCUUGGCAAAGUACCGAUCAAACACAAAUUAAAGUAAUAGAAAAAAACGAGGUUGCAUACUCUUGUUCGAAAAUUUCACAUGCGUUUAGAUUGCUCUGAACAUGUUGCAAAAAGCGCAAAAUUAAUUUUUUUAAUGAACUUAACAAUCAGGUGUUUGCAAUAAAAUGCGGAAGAGCGCUGUAGUAGGCACAAAGGCGCAUUUGACAGUUGAUGUGUCUUCAUGAUGCGCUGAUGACAGUCAACUGUGAUCAACUAUUGUCUUAUCGGGGUAAAGACCUUUCAAUGUUAGCACUUAAGGUCCUGGGUCCUAGGGUCUGAUUUUACGAUAUGCCUAAACCAUCCAAUCACUGUCCUGGAAUUUCCCGCUAAAAAGAUAUAUUGCGCGCCUGCUCUUCGUCAAUGUAUACGGGAACAUGUGUUCUCACCGGCAUGUCAGUUAAAGAUUAUCGUUCUUUAACUGACAUGCCGUUCUGAAAGAUUUCUCUGCGGUAUUAUUUACCAACAUAUUGCAUGCCCGUACCGUUAGGUACGAUACGAUAAUCUUUAACUGACACCCCUGUGAGAUCACAUGUUUCCUUAUAUUGACAAAAUGCAGGCGCGCAAAUUAUUUUUUUAGCGGGAAAUUCGGGCUCAGUGAUUGGAUGGUUUAGGUCAAGGGAUAGUCAUAAUUUGGUGGAGGUUUUGGUUACCCUCACUUUCUUGAUGAGCGUCACAUGGCUGGUCAAAGCGCAUUCUCUGUUGAAAUUUUAAAGGGUAAGCAUUUGUGUAUCGUUCAUUUUAUCAUUACUCAUUUACAGUGCUUUACAAUAUAGAGUUAAAAAAGAUGGAUAAUAAACACCACUUUGUGAAGCAGAUGAAAUAUUUUCUUAUGAACAGAAGUUGACAUCUGUAGGCUUGAUUACUUUAUGAUUAUUUUAUAAUUGCACUUAGCUGUUAUUACAAUAUUACAUAUAGUCUUUUUUUAUUUCGUUCUACUUUACUUUAUUCUUAUUAUAUCUUACUGUUAUCAUUCAAACUUAAAAUCGUCAUUAUAAACACGUCAAUUUGGAUACAUGGCUCGAUAGCUUGCCCAAAGUUCUUUCCAUGUGUCCAUCAGCCUAAAAUUGUUUAAUUCUCAUUGCUGUUCUAUAAAAUAUUGCGAUUGACCAUUCAUUGUUAUUUAGUCAAAUUAACUUGGAUAUUGUUUAUUUAGUAUAAUUAUGUUAGCCGGUAUAUUGUAAUUAAUCAAUUUUAUGUUGAAAAAAUUUUUUGAGUUUGAGUUUGAGUUUGAAUUAGUUACAUACAAGGGUGCAUUCCUUGUAGGUAGGAAAUAAUGGAAGAAUUUGUGAAAAUCAAAGUCUUCAACUAUCUAGCAUUAAAAAAAUUGGCAGAACUAUCGAUUCUAAGCGUUCGGUUGAAAUCAUUGUAAUAAUUUCCGGCGUUGCAAAAACAGCUAGGGGUAUAAGCAUUUCAAAGCAUCCAAGGGGGUGUCCAGGAAGAAUUUGCCGACAAACUGGUCGUGCCAUCCCUAGAUUGCUAGAUUGCCGACAAGUUACCAAAAUUUGCCGACGAAAUACCCAUCCAUGGCCAAAUACUCUUGGUUUUGAAAAUUUUUUUUCGCUUGUGACAACCCCCUGCACCCCCACGGUAGCUACGGCACUGAAGCAUUUGUCUCGCGAACUGGGGAAAUAUUGUUGAUAUCACUCGAAUGGGAGAAAUUUCUCCUGUUUGGGAGAACUGCCCUCCCAUCCAUUUAUUUUUUCUUUGGAAAUUACUUUCCAAAUAUUGAAACAUUGAGUUUGCUGGGUAAGGCGGGAGGCUUUUUUAAAUUAAUGAAAAUUCCCCCUCUUAGCCUAGUAGCUUGUUUGUUCAAAAUGUAGGGUAUUUGUUUCUACGUGCCUCUAGUGAUAACCCUGCUUUAUUCAACUUUCAUGUGUGUUGCAUGUGUGGAUACUGUGUUAAAGUGACUGAACCAGCUUUUCAGAUUUACUAAAAAUAAUCUUUGUAGGAGCUACAUCGGGCAAAAGCACUAUUUUUAAUGUUACUGUCAAUGUAUCAGCUAGGUCAAGAGAUCUUUCUUUUUGUAAAAUGCCGAGAACAUACUCUCGAGUGUCUACUUGAAACAAAAUUGUCUCUGUUUAUAUUGUCAGGCUAUACCUUGCGCAUUGGUCAAUCUUCAGGAAGUUUGUGAAACGAUAGCUCUUUUCCUUCAGCUAUAGCUGCAGCUCGCACUUUUGAGGGAAAGCAUGGCAAUGGAAACUUUUACAGGCACUAGGAGAUCAACAAGAAUGAGAACAGAUGAAAAAGGACCAGAGAAUGAUGCAAAGUAUUAUAUAGAGCACGAGAUGGAUCUACCAGGUCUUUCCAGCAAAUUCAUUAGUGAAGAAAUCGGUUGUGGCGUUUUCAACUCAUUAUAUAGAAGUAUUUACAAAGGAUCAUUUGUCUUGGAGUAUGCUGGGGAGCUCAUUACAAAGGAAGCGGCAGAUAAUCGCGAGAAAGAAUACGCUAAAAAAGGAUGUGGCAGCUACAUGUUCUACUUCAAGCAUGAACGUCAGGAAUUAUGUGUUGAUGCUACAGAGCCCUCUGGUCGUCUUGGAAGAUUGGUGAACGAUAGCAAGCUGGGAAACUGCAAGAUGCAGAAAGUUAUGGUUGGCCAAGUUCCCCAUCUUUGCUUGUUCGCCACAAGAACUAUUACGCAGGGGGAAGAACUUCGAUACGACUAUGGCUUGGAUGAUCUUCCUUGGCGAAAACAGGAAGGGGUUGCUAAAGGAAAACGAAAAAAGACCCUAAAAGCAGAUCAUGAAGAAAUUGGCCAAGCCAAGAGCCAAGAAAAGCAACGGGAAGGGGUUGCUAAAGGAAAACGAAAAAAGACCCUAAAAGCAGAUCAUGAAGAAAUUGGCCAAGCCAAGAGCCAAGAAAAGCUACAGCAACCAUCUAAACUAAUACAGAGCUCAAUGCAAACACUUCCAGGUGGAAGCCAGGUUAAUGAUAGUGACGAUGAAAAGAACAUCGACCAAUAUACUCUUCUUCCUUUGGAAACUCUGCAGGAAGGGGUUGCUAAAGGAAAACGAAAAAAGACCCUAAAAGCAGAUCAUGAAGAAAUUGGCCAAGCCAAAAGCCAAGAAAAGCAGCAGAAAGGGGUUGCUAAAGGAAAACGAAAAAAGACCCUAAAAGCAGAUCAUGAAGAAAUUGGCCAAGCCAAAAGCCAAGAAAAGCAGCAGGAAGGGGUUGCUGAAGGAAAACGAAAAAAGACCCUAAAAGCAGAUCAUGAAGAAAUUGGCCAAGCCAAGAGCCAAGAAAAGCAACAGGAAGUGGUUGUUGAAGGAAAACGAAAAAAGACCCUAAAAGCAGAUCAUGAAGAAAUUGGCCAAGCCAAGAGCCAAGGAAAGCAACAGCAUCCAUCUAAAAUAAUACAGAGCUCAAUGCCAACCCUUCCCGGUGACAGCCAGGUUAAUGAUAGUGACGAUGAAAAGAACAUCGACCAAUAUACUCUUCUUCCUUUGGAAACUCUGCAGGAAGUGGUUGUUGAAGGAAAACGAAAAAAGACCCUAAAAGCAGAUCAUGAAGAAAUUGGCCAAGCCAAGAGCCAAGGAAAGCAACAGCAUCCAUCUAAAAUAAUACAGAGCUCAAUGCCAACCCUUCCCGGUGACAGCCAGGUUAAUGAUAGUGACGAUGAAAAGAACAUCGACCAAUAUACUCUUCUUCCUUUGGAAACUCUGCAGGUUGAAGAAACUGGAUUCAAAAUAAUUGAAUCUGAAAUUAUCGGAGAGCCUCUAGAAGAUAUGGACGUAAAAGAUGAUUCAGGACUGCAUGGAGACUUCCCGGAAAUUGAAAGUACUGGUGAUGAAGGAGAAGGCGAGGAGUGUAAUCUGAAUGAAGAUCCGUGGAUUCCUGAGGAUUCCGAUGGUAGCGAUGAUAGCGAUGAUCCGACAUACGACUAUUUAUCUUCAGAAGAGGAGUCAGACUCGGAAGACACUGAAAGCAGUGAUGGAGUUUCACCACAAAAUAAUAAAGAUGAUAGUUCAAGUGAUAAAAAACUGCAGUCUACUGUCGUGAAUGUAAAGAGAGUUGCUGAGUUCCAGGAUGAUAUUCAAGUGGUAGUGCCCAGAGCAACAAAGACAGACAUUGGUUGUAGGCGAUAUGACAAAACGUAUUCCUGCUAUUUUUGCGGCAUAGAGACAGCCAAAUUACCGAGACACUUGAGAACACGCCACAAGGAUGAGCCAGAAGUUCUUCGAAUUGAGGCAAUAGCCGAAAAAAAAUUAAAAUCUAAAGAACUCGAUCGUAUCAGACUCAAAGGUGAUUUUUAUCACAACUUAAAUGUGAUGAAGUCUGGUGGCGUGCUUAAAGUCAUAAGGCGCCCCAAUCCAAAUGAUGAUGUUUCUUUUCGCCAGUUUGUGCCUUGUACACACUGCCUUGGCUUUGUUCAAAAGCAUGAACUAUGGAGGCACGUUACUAAUUGCCAGUUUAACGAAAAAAUAGAUGAUUCUAAGCAUUCUAAGCUGCGAUUCGAAAGUGAAAUGCUCCUUUAUGGGAGCAAAGAUACUGGCAGCACAGUCUUCACACAGUCUAUCCUCUCUAUAAUGCGACAGGAUCCUGUAUCUUUUGAGGCCAAGAGGGAUGACCUUAUUUUAAAAUUUGGUCAUUCCCUUUUCGAAAAGGGUGGAUCAGCAAAAGCCACCUACAUCACACAAAAGAUGCGAUCACUUGCACGACUGCUGAUGGAAGUCAGAGAAGUCACAAACAACGGUAGUGCUGACUUGUCAGAUUUUAUUACACCGACGCACUUUGACGAUAUUGUUCUUGCCACAAGAAAUCUUUGCAGCCACACAGCAAACCCCCAAAACGAUCAUUUGUCCUCUUUUGAGAAACCAUCUCUGGCUUUAAAGCUAGGACAUGCUCUCAAAAAGGGAGCAAUGAUUCUAAGAGGAAUGGCUUUGCGGCAAAAAGACAUCGAGAGUAAGCAAAACGUGGAGAUGUUCCUGGAGUUGCUCGAUUCAGAAUGGUCGACAAAGAUAUCUUCUGCAGCUCUAAGAACGUUGAGCGAUGGGCAGUUUAACAAAGCCCCUGUACUUCCAGUGACAGAAGAUCUGAUGAAACUGCGAGAACACCUCCUUGCAGAAAUUCCAAAAAAAACAGGAGAACUCUUGUUAAAGCCUGAAGUCGAUAAGUGGAGGUGUUGA